Osmerus eperlanus (European smelt) is the source of this 1371-nucleotide messenger RNA. RefSeq lists its product as uncharacterized. The record is from RefSeq and is a predicted model, not a curated record. The transcript has 3 exons. Bases 231 to 1043 code for a protein of 270 amino acids. NCBI's taxonomy places the organism in Eukaryota, Metazoa, Chordata, Actinopteri, Osmeriformes, Osmeridae.
GGCAUGGUUAAAGACAUGAGUAGAGGGUGUAUCCAGGAUUCAUUGCACUCAGAGCUCAGAUCAGAGAGAGAGAACCAGAUCACACACACAGUAGCACACACCAGAUCAACCCACGUCACCUGCUAAGCCAGACGAAGAGGACAACUGAGAAGAGAGAGAAAGAGUAGAGAGAAAACGAGGAAUAGAGAGAGAGAAAAAGCAAGAAAGCAAGAAAGACAGAGAGAGGUAACAUGACGAUUGGGAAGAGUUCCAGAAAAAGCUUCGCCCGUAGUUCGCUCCGCUCUCCCAAGUUCCUGGACAAGUCAGACGGCUUCUACGGACGUCUGGACGAGCCGGAGACCGAGCCGUCUAGAGCCGUGGAGGAACCGGGGAUGGAGGGGGGCGAAGGGGCCACGCCAUGCCCAGCCGAGGAGCCCUGUGCUGGGCCGGAGGAGGGGGCUGGAGACCCCGGGGUGACGGACUUCCACCAGGGGAUGAUGGAGGACGACGGAGCCUCGCUCAUCCACCGCGAACCGGCUCGUCUCAGCAGUCGCUGGAGGAGGAGCUCCCGGAGGAGGAAGAGGGAGGCCAGGCCCGCGGAGGAGCAGCCCAGGGAGGAGGGGCCGAGCCUGGGCAUGGAGGUGGAGACGGAGGGCCCCGUCCUGGAGGUCUCUCUGGAGCUGGAGGGAGGGAUGGAGGGACGGAGAGCUGUGCUAGAGCCCAGCCUCGUUCACUUCACCGUCAGGGCAGAGGCAGACGACCAGGUCCUCAUCAAGGAGAAGAGAGGGAGGGAGGAGGAGGAGGGGAAGGAGGAGGAGGAGGGGAAGGAGGAGGAGGAGAAGACCAGGGGGCAGAAGGAGGAUCUGAAGGUGGUGAAGAGAAGCACGCUCAGGAACUACCGUAAGGCUUUCGACCGAGCGUUACGUCGAGGGUGGGAGACCUUCGUCACCAACCUGCACAGUGUGACCCUCACCCCGGUGACACCCCCCUCUUCGUCAUCAUCAUCAUCAUCACCUUCCUCCAAAAAGAGAAGCCCCUCCUCUGUUUUGGGGGAGUACAGAUAACGGACCGAAACCAAUCACAUCACCUCAGUCUUCGUAAUCUCUAAUCUGUAAUGUUUGAAUUGCCCUAAUCUUGACAAUAGCAAAAAAAAAAGAACGGGUUACCACGGAAACACAGUUGUGUUUGUGGUUGUGAUUUUCCGGACCAAUCGCUGAAGAGCUUGUGCCUGUCAGGUGGAGGGCAAGGGGCUGAUAAUGACCGAUAACGAUCAGUUGGCUAAUCAGUGAUCAAUAAUAAUGGAUUUGGACGGCCGCGAAGGACGGGCAUGUCUGGACUAGAAUGCUUGUUGUCGCCUGUGUCACCGUGGCAACGGUAGCUAUGGGAGAUUUA